UAUUGUGUAUUACACCUGUAUCAAGUACGGCCAAAUUGUCAAUUGCAUUCAUUAAGAUCGAAGAACGGAAUAAUUCGGGGAGUAAAAAUCAGUAGAGUGUAUGUCACUAUCUUCUUAAACCGAGUUAAACAUAAUAUUAUUUGGACUGAUUUAACAAUGUGGUGUUGGAGUGAGAUGAGAUUGCCUUAAGGUCAGAAAAGCUACCAGUUCUAAUGUCUGGUGACGUCUGACUAACUACCAUGGAGUGCCAGCAGUGUCUGAAGAACAGAACAAGGCCUGAGAAGAAGAGAGAUGCAUUCUUGACCUUUGGUGUGUUUACCCAUGUCUUUGUUUACACAGUAUUGAGCACUUUUUUCCUGACAUUCAGGUCCAGUGAGGGAGCAGUAUUACAAGAAAACAAAGCUUCUGAAAGUACAGCAGUGGCAACUCCUUGCUGGCAAGUGGAAGAGUUUGUUGUGGCCCAAGAGUGUGGACUCUGCACGGACUUCCAGAAGAAAACGAUGGAGGUAUGCCACACCACAGGCUUUGUAGAAAAAAUCAACUGUGCUUUAUCAAAAAAGGAUGAGUAUAAGAGCUGCCGAUCAGCAAAGAUGGAAGAUGAAGUGUUUUGGAAGUUUGAGGGAGCCAUGGCAGGUGUUGCAGUCAUGUUUGCAAUUGUUGUUAUCUUCCGACAAAGAUCCCUUGAUAAGUUGGCAUCGGAAAAAGUUCGCAAACAGCUGGAGUCCAUUUAACUGCUUGGAAGGGAUUUUUUUGUUUUCACUUUCUUGUUGGAGGGUGCAUUCUUAAUCACUUGUACUCUCAUAAACCUAUUUCAUAUCCAGAACAAUGCAGAUGUGGAAUGCUUCAGGCUGUGUAAAAUGCUUUGCAUACUAUGUUCUAUGGGUACAGCACUGACAUGGGUGAUUUAAUGUGGUGUCAUCUCAAAAUGUUCCUUUACAUUUGAAAACUUGAUUGGCUUAUCUUUGCUCAUGUGAGUUUGCACAAAAAUGUACAGAUGGUGGAAAACUUCUGGAGUGAAUAAUAUAGCUGCUUCAAGACUGACGUAUCAGUGAAGCCCAUGAUAUCGAUACAGCAUUUAAAGCAGCGAACUAAGAAUUUUGAGUUUUCUCAUGUUUGCUUGUUGUUUGCUUGCAUAUGAUGCUAAAUGAACCAAAAAAGGCUUAUUCUUUCUGCUGUACCACUGUGGCCGAAGAAUUAACAUAAACAAUAGAGAACUGUACUGACGCAUUUUGAGCAUUUCCCCCUGCUGUUUCACCGAGUUGUCCAUAUUUCAGUAUCAUACUGUAAAAAUAGUGUUAACAGUUUAUAUGUUAAGUUUUUGGUUUCCCAGACAUUCGCAGAUAGAAAGACAACAAAUUAAUUGUUACUACUUUGUACAUGUAUGCCAUUUUAAGAUGUUUUAAGUGGUUUGUUAGAACCUUUUAUGUUGAUGUUGUUUCUAGUAAAGCCUUGCUCAGAAUGA
Molecule: messenger RNA, 1462 nt
Organism: Protopterus annectens (West African lungfish)
Lineage: Eukaryota; Metazoa; Chordata; Ceratodontiformes; Protopteridae
Gene: JTB
Product: jumping translocation breakpoint
Exons: 6
Coding region: 240-731 (163 amino acids)
Biological process (GO): mitotic cytokinesis
Cellular component (GO): cytoplasm; spindle; centrosome
Source: RefSeq, a predicted model, not a curated record